UUUGGGUAUCCAGAGUUAAUCUGCACUUAAUAAUUUCUGAAAAGAGUAGUACCAGAAGAGAAUAUAUUCUAGUUCAUCGAAAUAACGUUACAAAAUUUAUACUUUGGCAUUUGACAUGUAUGUUUCUCGAGCUUUCACUUUCUUUCUACUCAUUAUAUUCCUCUUUUCAUAACUCUUUUGCCCUCUCUGUCUCUCUCUCUCUCUCUCUCUCUAUAUAUAUAUAUAUAUAUAUGCAUAUAACUAAAGCAGUGUGGCAAAACCCUCAGGCUCAGCCUCAAGCCUCAAGCCUCAAAUCCCAUCUUCCAUCAAAUCUUUCUUGCGUUUUGUUGUUUGUUUUCCUGAGUCCUGAAAAUAUGAAUGAUCCCAAGUAUGGAUACCCCUACCCUCCUCCAGGUGCUUAUCAAGGACCACCACCAGUCAUGGCACCACCACACUACUAUGCAGCUCCACCACCACCCCCACCACGAAGAGAAGUAGGCUUUCUUGAAGGAUGCCUUGCAGCUUUAUGUUGUUGCUGUCUGCUAGACGAGUGUUGCUGUGAUCCUUCUGUUGUAUUUAUUGCUUAAUGUCUAUGAUAUACCCCAGAAACUCAAUUGACAAUUUAUAUUUAAUUUUUAUGUUUAAUGUUAAAAGCUUCUUGUCUGUU
Messenger RNA from Ricinus communis (castor bean), 646 nucleotides. RefSeq lists its product as uncharacterized. Gene Ontology annotation, cellular component: plasma membrane. The record is from RefSeq and is a predicted model, not a curated record. Bases 120 to 566 code for a protein of 148 amino acids. Lineage: Eukaryota; Viridiplantae; Streptophyta; Magnoliopsida; Malpighiales; Euphorbiaceae. The transcript is spliced from 3 exons.